AUGGACAGGUGUCGCAACGAUGAUGUGUGCGAGAAAACAGCUCUACUGACCACUGGCUGGUGCGUGGAAUUGCUCAAUAACCUCCGAUCAUCAGCCAUCUCGUCCGACGUCCCAAAAAUGAAUGUGCCUCGCCUUCUGGACCUCUGUGUUCGUCGAGUCAUUUCUUAUAUUUUUGAAGACACCUUGCCUCCCACAUCAUGUCAACUGAACCCAGAUUUGAGUAACCGAUUAUUCGAAGAGUACUGUGAGAAUUUUGAUGCAAAAGUAACGAGAAAGAUGAUGAAGGAUGUUUGCUCGAUGCUCAAUGUAACUAAAGUGGAUUUUAGUUAUGGCGGUCCUAAAAGAAAAGAACUUAUCAUAUUGCAAAAUAUGAAUUUGGUUUCUUUGGUUUUAGGAAGCUUGAAUUAUUUGGGUCCUAAUAAAACAGACUCCCACGAACCCUUAAAACUCGAUGCAAUGCUGAAGUUUUGUCUGAAUAAAACAACACUUCAACAGUUGAGGCACUUGGAUUUGAGUUCAACCAAAAGAAAAUACUUGGAUGGAUGGGUUGAAAGUAUCUCGAAACUUCUACCAUCGCUUAUCAGCUUUUCAGUAAGGGAUCGACAAUUGUCCCCUCUAGAAUUCGGACCGAUUUGUUCCAACUUCCCGAAUCUUCGUUCUCUUGACAUCUCCGAUACAGGACUAACAUCUCUCAAGGGGAUUUCAAACCUAUCGAACAUUGAAAUAUUAGCCAUCGGUGGUUUGGGAUCUCUCAGUUGGCAGAACAUGAUCGAAAUUUUCGAACUGAAAAAGAUUCGAGUUUUGAAUUUGUCAAGUAGAAAAUAUUUGGCACGCACAAGCAUGUUUGAAAGGUUUCUUCUCUGCGACAAAGUGUUACCGGAACUGAGAUCAAUCGAUUUGACUGGGACAUUUGUUGGGUUCAAUAUGCUUGAUGACCUCCUCAAAACUCAUUCUACUAUUCAAGAAAUUGGAAUGCUUAGAACCCCUUGUGAUAACCUCCCGGAGGCUUUUCACGAUGUCCAUAUUCUAUCAUGCCAAAAUUUGACAGUUUCAACCCAGUCAUUGAAACAUUAUGCAUCCGUGAAAAACAAUUCUUCAGUCUGCUUUGUUUUACACUUGACAAGAAGUGUAAUGGAAGAACGAUUGGACACAGAGAACGACAUAACCAUCAGGAAGUGGUUUCGCACAAUUUGCGAAACUAUCGAAAAGUUUCCAGUUUCGACAAGUGUUCACAAGUUGGCACUGAAGUGUUUGCAACAAAUUAUCAGAAAAGAGAGAAUUACCAUUUUUUCACUUGCCGAACUUCACGAACUAGUACACAUUCUGUUCGUCAUUUGUGAUGUAUAUAUUGAUUACAAAGAGUGUAAAAUUGAAGCUAGAAUGAUUGAAGGCGUAUGGGAUAUUUUUAAAAACAAGCAUUUUCUCUCAACUACUCAUCUGAACAUUCAGAGAAUUUAUGAGAAUGCACUCGAGUAUUGUUUGAUUGAGAAGGCACGCCCCAUUCAUGAUGUUUGUAUGAAAAUUAUGAAAUACACCUUCAAGAUUAUGAAGCCAGAAGAUCAGAAGGAGAUGUUCGGAAACUUGGAUAUUUGUCGAGAUCUUCUUGAAUCUCUCAAUUUUUUCUAUAGAACAAAACAGUUCAAGAAAUAUCAAUUUGUACUGAAAUUCAUUAUUAAAUUGGUCGAGUAUCAUCCAGAGAACUUUGUGAAAGUUGGAGGAGUGAGUAUCUUCGUGAGACAUUUGAUAAGAUACAGUCAGGUGGAGAGCUUGAAAAUGUUGAGAGUUUUGGCUUCAACUGGAAAUUCGGAGUUCAUUAGAGAGCUGUCAACACCGGAAAAUGUUCGAGGCUUUGUACGCUAUUUGCUGAAAUGCAAACCGCAACUAAACUACUUCACAAACGUCAAUUCUCUGAGUGAGAAAACAUUUCUAGUCUGCUGUAUUCUCAGUGUAAUCGUUUACUCUAUCGACGAGAAACGUUUCAACUCAAUAUAUUGGAAGAAUAUUGUGAAACUACUCAAGGAGGUUCUCACUACUUUGGCAGAAGAACCAGGUUAUCCAUGUGUUCAUCUUGAAGAAGUUUUCGAAACAUACUUUGAGAAAAGAACGAUGGAAGUGAGACAGGGACCAAUUCAAGCUAUUCAGUGCCACAGAGAGGAGAAAGGAGCUUGUUUUUACUGUUAA
Messenger RNA from Caenorhabditis remanei, 2181 nucleotides. RefSeq lists its product as uncharacterized. The transcript has 9 exons. Bases 1 to 2181 code for a protein of 726 amino acids. Lineage: Eukaryota; Metazoa; Nematoda; Chromadorea; Rhabditida; Rhabditidae. The record is from RefSeq and is a predicted model, not a curated record. Gene Ontology annotation, molecular function: protein binding. Gene Ontology annotation, cellular component: Cul2-RING ubiquitin ligase complex.